Messenger RNA from Durio zibethinus, 9842 nucleotides. NCBI's taxonomy places the organism in Eukaryota, Viridiplantae, Streptophyta, Magnoliopsida, Malvales, Malvaceae. The record is from RefSeq and is a predicted model, not a curated record.
CACUGUUAUAACUAUUAAUUGAACCACCACAAAUGGCUAAAGCUUUCAUCGGUGCUGCCGUGGAACUGGCACUGUCCAAAGCUAACUCGAUCAUUGACGAGCAGAUCAACCUCGCAUGGGGUUUUCAGGACGAGCUGAACAAGCUACGUGACUCACUAAAUCGGACUCGAGCUUUCUUUCGAGAUGCUGAGAGAAGGCAAGUUGAUGAGACUGUCAAAGUUUGGUUGAAGCAGCUUGAAGAUAUUGCUUACAAGGCCGAUGACCUAUUAGAUGAACUUGCUUACGAAGAUCUUCGAAGGAAGGUGGACACCCGAAAGAGAAUAAAGGUCAGCAACAUCUGUUCCCUCUUCAAAAAUUCCAUGGCUGAAAAGGUUAAGGAAAUUAACCUACGCAUGGAUGAAAUUAUUGAUUGGGGCUCCAAAUUUGGACUCCAACAAAGAGUUCAAAAUGCGGCUCCCAUAUUUAGCGGAGUAGGAAGCACCGACUCCUUCGUUGACUCAUCACGAGUUGUUGGAAGGGAAGCUGAUAUCUCAAGAAUAGUUGAUCUGUUGAUUGGCUCAACCAGUCAACAAACUUUCUCAUUAGUAUCCAUAGUAGGCAUGGCGGGCCUGGGGAAAACUACUUUAGCACAGUCCGUAUGCAAAAAUGAGAAAGUCAAGAAUUAUUUUAAUAAAAUAGUGUGGGUGUGUGUGGCUGAAAAUUUUGAUGUCCCUAGGAUUUUAUUGGAGAUGUUAGAAUCUCUAACUGGGGAAACUUGUGACAUGAAAAAUAAGGAUACCGUACUUCGGAAAAUACAAAAAGAGCUGGAAGGGAAAACCUACCUUCUCGUGCUUGAUGAUGUGUGGGAUGAGAAUUUUAAAAACUGGGAGGACUUAUGGGGUAGAUUGCUGGGAAUAAAUGGAAAUAAACAAAGUAGCAUUCUUGUCACAACUCGUAAUGAAAAUGUUGCAGUGGUGAGGGAAACACCUCAAAGAAAUAGGUAUCCUCUUAAGUCAUUGAUGGAAGAUGAGUGCUGGGCUAUAAUAAAAAAAAGAGCAUUCCAAAACUAUCCAAUAUCUCCAGAAUUGGAAGAUAUUGGAAGGGUUAUUGCUAAAAAAUGUAGAGGUGUGCCAUUGGUGGCAAAUGUUAUAGGGGGAACAAUGUGCAACAAUCAAAAUAAAGAUGAGUGGGUGAAAAUCAGAGAUAGUCCUCUUUGGGGUUCUCUAGAAAGCAAUGAAGUGAUUGUAGGUGUUUUGAAAUUAAGUUUUGAUCGCUUGCCUUCUCCAUCUUUAAAGAAAUGUUUUGCAUAUUGUUCUGUUUUACCUAAAGAUUUUCGCAUCCAAAAGGAGCAAUUGAUCCAGCUUUGGAUGGCGGAAGGCUUUCUUCACCAAUCCAAUGGAAGUUCCCAGCUGGCAUUUGAGGAUAUUGGUAAUGAGUACUUCCAUCACUUAUUAUCAAAUUCCUUAUUGCAAGACAAGGAGAUGGAUAUGGAUGGGUUCAUUACAUGCAAGAUGCAUGAUUUAGUUCAUGACCUUGCGGAAUCAAUUUCAGAUGUAGAAAAAUUAAGUUAUGAAACCAAUUCCACUCAUCAUAAUUCUCAUGAAAAUGUCCCUGAUAUUGGUGUGAAACUGUGGCAUUCCUUGUUCUUGAAAACUAAUGCUUUCUCCAUUGUAUGCAACUUCAAAGGCGUACGGGUUCUUAAUUUUUGUACUGCCUAUAUUGACUCCUUGCCAGAUUCGAUUAGUAGUCUAAUACAUUUGAGAUACUUAGAUAUCUCAAGAACUUGCAUAAGUAGAUUACCAGAAUCCAUUACCCAGCUCUACCAUUUGCAGACGUUAAGAUUGCUGAAUGUUAGGCAACAUCUACUAGCUUCGGUGCCUUUUGCAAGACCUUAUCUUGGAAAACUUCCUGAAGGAAUGAAAAAUUUAGUUAGCUUGAGGCAUUUAUAUAUUGAUCAUCCGAGUUAUGUUCCUGUUGAGAUUGGAUGUCUAACUAGUCUUCGUACUUUGCCAGUAUUUGAUGUGGGCACAGAAAGUGGACGUGGAAUUGGAGAAUUGGGAUGUUUAAGUAAACUUGGAGGAACAUUGAAGAUAUUUAAUCUCCAAAAUGUUAGAAACAAAGAAGAAGCUAGGGGAGCAAAGCAAUGGAAGAAGGAGAAACUACUCAAGUUGGAAUACGAAUGGAGCAGGGGAAGGGAAGAUUGCUGUAACGAUGAGGAAGUAGUGGAAGGUUUGGAGCCUCACUCAAAUUUGAAAAGCUUAACCAUUAAGGGUUAUAAAGGAGGGCAUUUCCCGUUAUGGUUGGUAAGGAGUAUUAGUGGUUCAAGUGCUUCUUUCCAACCCAUCAAUUUGGAGGACUUGACACUAUCAAAUUGUGAGAAUGUACAGAACCUUCCAAUUCUUGGGCAAUAUCCCAAACUCAAACGUCUUAGAAUAGAAGUUUUACCCAAUUUGAGGAGCAUAGAAUGCUCAGAAGUGGAGCUAACAUUUCCUUCUCUAAAAGAGUUGAAAAUUAGAUAUUGUUGGAAGCUAAGCAGCGUUCCAAUAAUGAGUAGAUUUUCUUCUCUUGAGGAACUUGCUAUCGACGAUUGUGGGGAGUUAAGUUGGACCGACGAUACACUAUUUCCCUCUACACUCAAAAAAUUGUCAAUAACCAAGUGUUCAAACUUAAGGUUCAUUCGAAUUGUAGGGGGUGGUAUCUCUUCUCUUCAAGAGCUUUUCCUACAGGGUUUUGACAAAUUAUGUAAAAUAGAAGAGGGACUACUUGGCUCCACAUGUCUAAAAGAGGUAUGCAUUUGGGAAUGCCCUAAGCUGACAUCCAUUCCUCUAAACGGUGGAUCUCAAUCUCUUUGGAACUUUACAGUUGGAAAGUGUGAAGAAUUACAGGAGAUAGGGGGUGGACUAUCUGCUUGUACCAGGCUGGAAAAAUUAAUGAUAGAAGAAUGUCCUAAUCUGAAAUCCAUUCCUAUAAACGGUGGAUCUCAAUCUCUUUUGAGCUUUGAAGUAAGAAAGUGUGAAAAAUUAGGGGAGAUAGAGGGUGGACUAUCUGCUUGCACCAGGCUGGAAACAUUAGAGAUAGAAGAAUGUUCUAAUCUGAUUUCCAUUCCCAGUAUAGAUGGCUUCUCCUCUCUUUUAAGUUUAACACUGUACGGAUGCAAAGGAUUAACAAGUCUACCAACUGGAUUGCUUGCCUGUACUUCUCUUGAGUAUUUGUCCAUAUGCAAUUGCACAAAUCUGGAGUCAAUUCCAGGAGAGAGCAUUGACAGCCUCACCCGUUUGAAGACAUUGGUAUUGGGUCCCUUCUCAGAAGAACUUGAAGAAUUUCCACUUCUCUGUUCCAUCCACAACCUCCGCUCUCCCCUUCAACACUUGAUAUUGAAUGGAUGGGAAAAACUAAGCUCGCUGCCACAUCAACUUCAACACUUCACCGCACUUGAGAAUUUAGAGAUUUCCAACUUCCACGGAGUGAAAGCUCUGCCAGAGUGGUUGGGAAACCUCUCCUCUCUUCGAGAAUUAGAAAUUCGGUAUUGUGAGAAUCUAAUGCGUCUGCAUCUAAAGAAGCCAUGCAAUGCCUCUCCAAUUUGCAGCUGCUGUCUAUCGAUGGUAGUCCUCUAUUAAAGGAAAACCGAGCCGAGCAGUCCAAGAUCUCCCCAUUCCAGAAAUCUACAUUGAUGGAUGAGGCUUCCAAGAGUUCUGAUGAAGAACCUAGUUGAUCACAUGGGGAACAAUGUGGCAUCAAAUUUUCUAAUCACACUGCAAAAGUUCGUUGUCCCUUUGUUUCACACCAUAAAUUUGGACAGAAGAAUGCACUAGAGUGAUGAAGCUUAGAGUUGGAUAUUCAUCUGACACUGGAUUUUAUAGAGCGGAAAUGUGAGAAUUCAAUGCAUCUGCCAUUUAAGGAUGCCAUGCCUCCUCUGUAAUUUGCAGACAUUAAAAUUUUAGGUUAUCCUCUAUUAAACAAUAGCUUCGGGGAAGGAAUUGAGAAGCAGCAUUGCCUAUAGUUCAGCAAUGGUGAUCUUGCCUUAAUAUUUGAAAAAACAAUUCAGAAGGCAUCGAUUACUUUUUUGCUUUGGCUUUGAAUUUGUAAAGAACCUGAGAUUGUAUACUAUUUCAUUGGAUUGAGAUUUGGCUAGACAAUCUUUGGAUGCAAUCAGUUUCCCAAACCUAGCUCGCUGAUAUACAUAUACGAUAAACAAUAGGUUUGUUUCUGCAGCACCACUCCUCGAUUCAGAAGCAUAGACCGGGAGAGCUGAGGUUUCAAUGAUCUCAUGAACUACCUUUUGAUUUUUCUGACUCAUAUUUGUCUGUUGUGAAGGAGUGACGCUAGCUUAAUUACACGCUAAACAUGAUGCUUAUGCAUAUGAUGCCGCUCCUUGAUGCGAUGAAGCUUUUGACAGAAGAAUGCACCAGAGUGAUGAAGCUUAGAGCUGGAUAUUUAUCAAACACUGGAUUUUAUAGAGUGGAAAUGUGAGAUGCCAAUGCAUCUGCUAUCUACAGAAGCCAUGCCUCGUCUGUAAUUUGCAGACAUUAAAUAUUUUAGUGGGGAGGAACUGAGAAGCAGCAUUGCUUAUAGUUCAGCAAUGGAGAUCUUGCCUUAAUAUUGGAAAAAGCACUUCAGAAGGCAUCAGUUACAUUUUUGCUUUGGCUUUGAAUUUGUAAAGAACCUGAGAUUGUACGGUAUUCAUCAGCUUGAGAUUUAGCUAGACAAUCCUUUGGAUGUAAUCAGUUUCCCAAACCUAGUUUGCUGAUAUACAUAUAUGAUAAAGUGAGUUAACUCCUCAUAAAUUUAAUAUUAUAUCAAUAUUUUCGUUUUCAUUGUGAACUAUUGUACUUAUCACUGUUCAAUAUAAGCAAUAUGACCUUUAACAGCUCGAGGUUCUGUUUCAGUUUGUGCCACUAUCUAAUAUGUGAGACAUUUCACAAUAGCAAUAGGUUUGUUUCUGCAGCACGACACCAGGACAUAGAAGCAUAGACCAGGAGGGCUGAGGUUUCAAUGAUCUCAUGUACUACCUUUCAUUUUUCUGACUCAUAUUGGUCCGUUGUGAAGGAGUGAUGCUAGCUUAAUUCCACGCUAAACACGAUGCUUGUGCAUAUAAUGCUGUUCCUUGCUGGUAAAACUUGCUUUGCUUUUUCCAUUAUUUUUUCUUUCAGUUUGGUGGAGCUAUAAAUUACUCAUUGCCUGGAUUGAGCUUUUGAAUAACCUGAGAUUAUAUGAUAAACAAUGUGAAAUAGCAAUUCAUGUGGUUUUCUUUCAUGCUUGCUUAGACAAUGGUUUGAAUUUAUGUGUUUUCUGAACAAUUUAUUCCAGUGACUAACCAUUUUGAUAUGCUUUUCUAGAGGAGCUGAAUUAUGAAACUGAUUUAUUUGUGUUUUUUGAACUAAUUAAGCAUUAUGAAUCAGCAUGGAGUGACUUCUUUUCAAAACAAUGUGAUUCACCUGGGAAACACAAGUACUGGUGUGUUCUUAGAGGAGCCAGAUUCCACCAUCAAAUCAAGGGAUAUUCCAUACCUCGAUCUGAAAAAACACAAACUCCAGCAUCAUUUCGUUCUAGCAUCAGUUGUUUUUCUCUAUCAGGAAACUUUUUGUUCGAAAGUCAUCCUCUUUUCCCAAAUAUGUUAAUUGUGUUUGUCUUUGUUUAAUUGUUGUGGCAUAAUAUUGUGGGGAAGGAACUGAGAAGCACCAUUGCCUAUAGUUCAACUAUUGAGAUCUUUUCUUAAUAUAGGCAAAAGCACUUCAGAAGUUAUUCUCUUAUGUACCUUAGAAAUAAUAGCAACAACUAGGGUAUACCUUAGUUGACGGAAAUAUAUAUAGCCUAAGAAAUGUAGUUGAUGAAUUUAUUAUACGAAUUUCCUUUCAGGAAAUGAGAGCAUUUUAAAAUUUUUGCUUAUAGCACAUUGAUAUUGGCUAUUAACAAAUAAUCUAAUUAAUGGCAUAGAAGCUGGUGUCCUUUGACGAUUAAAAUCAGAAUGCAUAACACCUUUGUCCUUUUCUUUUCUGUGUGAUUGUUGCAUUAAGUUAAGCUUGAUUGUGGCAUUAUGCAGAUGAUCCUUCGAAGCUCAUUCAGACAGUGAAGGAUAUGAAGGAAACACAACAGAUCACAAGACUUCUGUCGUUUAUUUUCUAUACUAAGGAGGCCACCCUUGUUUUACAUUGUUAGUAAGUAGAAAAGUUGGAGAGCAGAGAUUAUAAGCAUUUCAUGAUUUAACUGCUGCAGGGUUUAAAACCAUUCAAAUGCAGGCACUGUUUUCUAGCAGGGAAAUGCAGCAAUGCGAGUGGUAGAAGGCAUCAUUUACAUUUUUGCUUUGGCUUUGAAUUUGUAAAAGAACCUGAGAUUGUAUAGUAUUCAUCAAAUGGAGAUUUAGCUAGACAAUCCUUUGGAUGGAAUCAUUUUCCCAAACCUAGGUUGCUGAUGUACAUUUAUGAUAAAUAGCAAUAGGUUUGUUUCUGCAACACCGCACCAGGAUUCAGAAGCUUAGACCAGGAGGGCUGAGGAUUUCGAUGAUCUCACGUACUACCUUUUAUCAUUCUGAAGUGAUACCAGCUGAAUUACAUGCUAAACAAGAUGCUUCUGCAUGACAUUUGUUGGACCAGAGGCCUAACCUAUGGCUUGAACAGAUCCGCGUAGAAAGUGGAAACUGUUCUAUGGCUCAACGGAGAUAUGUAUGAUUCAUGGAAUGCUUUCUGCAUAUUGGAACCCAGCUUCUAACUAUAAGAUGAUUGCACUAAAAUGACACUGGGAACUCAUGCCAAUCCUUGAUGAUCCCUGAACUGGAUUUUGAGAUCCCUCCUGAGGCUCAACGUGGAAUUCUGUCAACACUAUCUAUUUGAACCCUCUUGCCUAAUACGUUUAUGCUGUAGUUAGCUUUUGAGUGGUUCACACAAAGCUAUUCUAUCCACUUUAUCUAUUUUGGGUUUUCUUCCUCCCUUCUUUUAUUUUUCUGACCAAGUCAGAUAUUGUCUAAUGGUUCUGGGUGGAAGGAUUAUUAAUACGUGCUAUAGAUGGACUACAGGCCCUUCAAGAAGAACGCAAGAAGGUGGAUCCUCAAACUGCAGAAGCAAUUGACCAGUUUUUAUUGAAUUUGAGAGCAUGUGUAACAGGAGAUUCACCCUUCACCUUCAUCCUUGAUGACCCAGCAGGAAACAGCUUUAUUGAGAACCCGUUUGCUCCAUCUCCUGAUCCAUCAUUGAGCAUCAAAUUCUAUGAUUGAACUCCAGAACAACAAGCAUUGGGAUAUCUUGUUGAUUCAUCACAGUUGAAUAAGCCUGCUGCCGGGGCAUCUAUGGAGGAAACAAGCAAUGAAGUUGAUCAGAUAAGAAGCAACCACAUGGAUCAGUAGGGGCAGCAGCUGGUUAAAGGGCCAUUGCUCAGAGUAAUAGUGCUGAAAUCGCAAAGGCUUUAUUCCAAUACUUUGCACCAGAAGAGGUGAUGACUUUCCCAUCAACAUGUGGAGCUUGUGCUGCUAGGUGUGAGAUUUGGAUGUUUGUAACCAGUAUCCUCCCUGACAUUUUCUAUGGUUGCAUUUCUGGCAAUAUGGUAUUUCUGCUUCAUGUUUUGCUCCAGUUUAGGGCUAUAAAUAAAGAGCGUAUGCAUAUCUGUUUGGUAAGUUGCAAGUGUCAUUGGUUUCUAGAAAUGGUUUGAUUAAACUGCCUAUUUAUUUUGUUCAUGAUGCUUCCAAUUCUCAUCUUGCUCAUAUGAAGUAUGCAAGUUGUAGAUGUUUCAAAUUGUUGACGUGUUGUUUUUCUGUGGGAAAUGUUUUCUUCAUUUGAGUUAUGCACUGGUGAAAUUAGAGAUGCUUGUACCCGCACUCAACUUUCCUCAAUACUUUGAAAAAAAUUAAAGUUCUAGUUCUGCUCUCUAUUGAAUGGCUGACAUUCAUGAGAAAAUUGAGUUAAAUAGUCCUGGUUUUAGUUAAGUAAUUAACAUAUGUCUGAUUUCUCCUUCUGUUCUUUUUUCCCCAUUUCUUUGCUUGCAUUAGAACAUUUUAAGCUAUCAGUACUAAAUCUCUAUUUCCUUAAAGAUAAUCCAUGAGUAUCUACAUUUAGAAGGUUGACCUUUAUCCCUUAAAUGAAUUUAUCUCAUAUGAUAGCAAUUCCAGAAGGUCGAGUGGAAAGUGAAUUAGAUUCUAGUGGGUCGUAGUCAGUUAAAUUUAUUGUCAAGUUGGGUGUUGGUCCUUGUUGAGCUGGAAAGAUGCUUGCAUCUCACUAGGAGCACAUAUUCCCCCCUCCUGGCCUUUUGAUAACUCAGUUAAAACAAUCUUCUUGCUAAGCCUGUUCAUCUGAAUUGUUUGUGCCCAUAUCAUGGUGUCUUGCAAAGUUUAUCUAUAAUUUUGUUGAGCUUAACCACGUACAGGGAUUCCAUACUUCCAAGAAGUUAUUGUCAUGGCAUCAACUGUGAUGCUUAUGGCUAUCGAAAUUCUCAGUUGGUGGUAAUUUUACUUGUCUAAUGUUUUUUCUCCACUAAGUUUGUUUUUAUUAACCAUGCUUACCUUGCAGUUGAAGCCCGGUGGACGACUUCCUGAGAAGGGAAAGAAAAUUACCCUGUGCGUGAACAAUGUUGGGUUUGUUCUGAUAGUGAACUCAAUAUUCUUUUUAGGAGCAUUGCAGUAAUGAAUAGUUUCUCAACAAAAUAGGGAAAUUGCUGCUAUUCUGAUGUUCGUUAGUGUAAGUUAACUCUAUAUUUAUGUGCCCAAAUAGUGGUUUUCUUUUAAUAUCUUCCCUAUCCUACUAUCAGAUCUUUUUUUUUAUUUUUAAUUUUUAUUAUGGUUGAUUGUCUAUUAAAUCCAGAAAAAGUAUAUUGUAAAUAUUAUUCAGUUUAAUCAUAAUAGUGACUAACAUGAUUGCCAAAAUCUAGACAUAUUGAUUAAGAGAAUACUGAGCCAGAGGAUGAAAUACUACUCUUUUAAUCGAAUAUUCAGAGUUUAGAUCCUUGUGGGUGUAAUUUGCUGAGGUAUAUCUACAGUCGAAGUUAUAUUUAGGUUAAAGCAGACCUCUCUGGGAAGGGAGUAGUAGCAAUUUGUACAAGUUGUGGAUUUGUAGGAUUCUGAUAGGUUGUGAGUGUUCUUGUCCUGAGGAAGAGUUGAAAUGAGGACCUCAUCUUUGGGUUUCAUCUUGCCGUCAUACAUGUAAUUAACAUUUCAUGGGAUGGAGAGGACAUGUUUUUCCCUUGUCAUUUUUUCUGUGCUUAUGGUAAGUUAUCUGACAAGCAGUCUUGUAAGUGUAUCAGUCAGAUACUGAUUGUGUAAGAGUACCAGAACUUGACUUGGAGCUAGCUAGUGUCACACUUGGUGCGAUUGUUAUAACAGUUGAAGGUUUGAUUACAAAAAUUAGUGAAAGUGAGUACUGCUUUACUUAUUUAACUUCUCCAUGUUAAUUUUCUGUUUUCUUGCUGGUCCUGUUAUAUAUAGUCCUUCUCUUUCAGUGUUCGCUAUGUUUGAGCACGUCACCGAGGAAUGGUUCACUUCUCAAUCUGGUUUGGACAUGUUUCAGAACAGAAGGAGGCCAGAUUUUGCCUUGAAAGAGUGCAUGGAUUUACUUUUGGAGAUAGUCUUGAUGAAUCUAAAAAUCCAAGUGGCUAGACUUUAAAGCAAGGUUGAAAAGGAUUUUGUUCAUGGCAGAACCUUGGACUUUAAUUCUGGACAGCAACUGAUGAUAUUAAAGAUGACUAUCAGUUAAUUUGUGAGUUUCUCUUCUGCCAAUCUUGACAAAGAACUGCUGUCCAUUUUGCUCUUCUUUUUAAUAAUUUUUCGUUGGACUUAAGUAGAUUGACCUUUUAUUGGAAGGGAACGCCCUCAUUGUUUUAUAUGCUUUUAGGAAGAAAAUAAAUUUUUUUUUUGUACAAUGAAAAAAGUCAAAUUGGAUUUUAGU